UCCAACGCUUGCUGUCUACUGCAGGGCUGUGGAGACCGGGAGGGGACCUCUGCGCUGGGUGCUGGGGGAAGGCUCUGCGUUGCCCAUGGCUGGCCAGGACCCUGCACUGAGCACAAGCCACCCGUACUACGAUGUGGCCAGACAUGGCAUCCUGCAGGUGGCAGGGGACGACCGCUGCGGGAGACUCAUUGUCACCUUCAGCUGCUGCCGGAUGCCCCCCUCGCACGAGCUCGACCACCAGCGGCUGCUGGAGUACCUGAAGUUCACGCUGGACCAGUACGUGGAGAACGAUUACAGCCUCGUCUACUUCCACCACGGCCUCCACGGCGGGAACAAGCCGUCCCUGGGCUGGUUGCAGAGCGCCUACAAGGAGUUUGACAGGAAGUACAAGAAGAACCUGAAGGCGCUCUACGUGGUGCACCCCACCAGCUUCAUCAAGGUCCUCUGGAAACUCUUCAAGCCGCUCAUCAGUCACAAGUUUGGGAAAAAGGUCACCUAUUGCAGCUCCCUGAGAGAGCUCCGGGAGCACCUCCAGUGUGACCAGCUGCCCAUCCCCCAAGAGGUGCUGCGGUAUGACGAGAAGCUCCGUGACCUGCACAGGGGGCUGCCGCCUCCUGAUACCAAGAAGCCACCGCCCCGGCCGCCUCUGCCCACCCAGCAGUUCGGCGUGAGUCUGCAAUACCUCAGAGACAAGAAUCAAGGAGCGCUCAUCCCCCCGGUGCUGCGGCUCACGGUGACCUACCUGCGGGAGAAAGGUGAGAGCCAGCGUCCAGCCAGGGCACGCGAGCAGCUGGUCCCCGCCCAGGGGGUCAGUGUCCAUCCUGAGCAUCCCACAGGCCAGCGGCUAGAGGAGCUGGAACCCAGCAGGGGGUGGCCGGGAACAGAAAGGUACCGGCACAGGGGCUCCUGGCGUGGCCUGACAGGUUGGCUUCCAGUCCCCACUCCCCUGUGGAAGCCCGUGAACUUCGAUGACUAUGGGGACAUCCACGUCCCUGCCGUGGUCCUGAAGACCUUCCUGCGGGAGCUGCCCCAGCCGCUGCUGACCUUCGCGGCCUACGAGCAGAUCCUCGGGAUCACCAGUGUGGAGAGCAGCCUCCGCGUCACCCGCUGCCGCCAGAUCCUGCAGAGCCUCCCCGAGCACAACCACGCCGUGCUGCGCUACCUCAUGGGCUUCCUGCACGAGGUGUCCCGGGAGAGCCUCUAUAACAAGAUGAACAGCUCCAACCUGGCCUGCGUCUUCGGGCUGAACCUCAUCUGGCCGUCCCAGGGCUUGUCCUCGCUGAGCGCCCUGGUGCCCCUGAACCUCUUCACUGAGCUGCUCAUCGAGUACCAUGAGAAGGUCUUCAACCCCCCAGAGGCCCCCGGGGAGCGCGCCCCGGGCCCCACGGAGGCAAGCGGGCAGGGCAGCCCCCUCUCCAGGCAGUGUGCCAGGGUGGGGGCACCCCCGGCCUCACCAUGCCUGUCCCGCCUCUGUAUCCCCUGAGGGUGGCCAGGAGACACCUCUCUUGUUGGAUAUGUCCCCCCAGCCCGUGCGUCUGUGUCCCAGUGUGUGUUUGUGAACUUGCCAUCCGAGAUAGUAAUCAGGCAUUAAAUGAACGUGGAACUGUGGCCAA
Marmota flaviventris (yellow-bellied marmot) is the source of this 1613-nucleotide messenger RNA. The record is from RefSeq and is a predicted model, not a curated record. NCBI's taxonomy places the organism in Eukaryota, Metazoa, Chordata, Mammalia, Rodentia, Sciuridae.